UCCUCACUUUGCUUUCUUUUUUUUUUUCUCUGUUUACUUACUUUCGUUGGCGAUUUGAAAAAACUAGGGUUUCGUUUACUUGGUGAAAAUACAGAAUGGUGAAGAAGGGAGGUACGAAGAGAAAGCCUGUGAUGACGAAGAUUGCUAACAAAGCUUCGCGCGCUACUACUUUCACCAAACGCAGAGACGGUCUCUACAGCAAAGCGGCUCAGCUUUGUGUUAUCACCGACGCUCAAAUCGCUAUCCUUGCGACACCAUCUUCUUCAAACUCCAACACUCCCUUCUUCUCGUUUGGUCACUCUUCCGUUGAGUCCGUGGUCUCCGCUUAUCUCUCCGGACAGAGACUUGCUCCUGUUUCAACGUGUGAUAAUACCAAAGCGACGCGAGAAGACCUAGGUAUAUGUAUGGCUCGCAAGGACCUAGGGUUAGGGUUUUGGUGGGACGAUGACAAGCUCGUCAACUCGAAUGAUCCGGAAGAGCUUAUGGAAGCGAUGGAGUCUAUGAAAGUACUACAGAGCCAUCUCAAGCGAUUGGAGGAUCAAACCCUAACAACAACAACAACGGUCGAUGAGGACAUGGUUGAGAUUUCACCUGAGUCGGAUGAAUGGAGCGAGAUGGAUCUUCAUAAACUCCUCCAAGAUUGUGAUUGUGAUGAUGUACCACCACUACAUGAUGUUGUUAGCAACACUGAAGAGGAUCAUAAUGUGUCUGAGCAAACCUGCAACAACAACAACUUUGUAUCAUUACCUGAAUUAGAUGAAUGGAGCGAGAUGGUUCUUAAUCAACUUCUGGAAGAUUGUGAUCAUGUACCAGAGCAUCAGAAUGUAUCUGAGGAAACCUGCAACAACAACAACUUUGUAUCAUUACCUGAAUUGGAUGAAUGGAGCGAGAUGGUUCUUAAUCAACUACUGGAAGAUUGUGAUCAUGUACCAGAGCCACCUGUCUUUGGCAAUACUGACCAAGAAGAAGAGGAUCACAAUGUGUCUGAGAAAACCUGCAACAACUUUGUAUCAUUACCUGAAGCAGUAGUUGGAAGCCUGGAAGAAGAGGCGAUGAAUAUUGAUUGGGAUACUGUUUUUGCAUCCGGUGAGGAGCUUCUUAGUGAUGAGUAUAAGAUGUAUGUAUAGAAAGAAAGCUCGAUCUAAUGUAAAUCUUGUUUAGAGACUAUUUUCAUG
Molecule: messenger RNA, 1175 nt
Organism: Raphanus sativus (radish)
Lineage: Eukaryota; Viridiplantae; Streptophyta; Magnoliopsida; Brassicales; Brassicaceae
Product: agamous-like MADS-box protein AGL97
Exons: 1
Coding region: 96-1127 (343 amino acids)
Biological process (GO): positive regulation of transcription by RNA polymerase II
Molecular function (GO): RNA polymerase II cis-regulatory region sequence-specific DNA binding; DNA-binding transcription factor activity, RNA polymerase II-specific; protein dimerization activity
Source: RefSeq, a predicted model, not a curated record